AUGGAGUAUCCUGUCACAGCUACGGUGGAACUGUCUCCAGCUAAAUACAUAGAUUUUGACAUUGGGAGAUAUGUCGGUCAUCCUCCAGCCAAUGAUGAGGAAAAGCUGCGUGCAUUAAAAGAGCCUUGGACCCCACGGAAUACUUUCAAGCUUCCAGUCACUGGCAAGAAGAACCUUUCUUAUCAACGUCAUUGGACUACCAGGCACUCAUGGCUUGUGUAUUCAAACAUCAUGCAGGGAGCAUUUUGCAAAAUAUGUGUUUUACUUGGAAAAAUGCAAGGCGGCUGUGGUCAUCAGGAACUUGGAGCCUUUGUUAGUAAGCCAUUUACCAACUGGAAUAAAGCUUUAGACAGCCUUAAUCACCACGCUGAUACAAAAUAUCAUAAAUUUGCUGUCGAGCAGGCAGCAAACUUUAUAAAGGUCAUGGAGGGAAAAGCUCUUGAUGUUUCAGAGUCCAUCAAUGUGGAAAAUAGUAAAAUUGCUGAAGAGAACAGAAGAAGAUUGAAAGCUAUUGUAGAAACAAUUCUUCUCUGUGGAAGACAGGAAAUUGCCCUAAGAGGGUGUCGUGAUUCUGGAGAAGUUGGAAUAAACGAACCUGCACAUAAUGACGGUAAUUUUAGAGCGCUACUUCGUUUUCGUGCUCGAUCCGGUGAUGAAGCACUUAAGAAUCACUUACUUACGCAAAACAUCCACAGUAGAGCCAUGUAUACCUCUUCAGGAAUUCAGAAUGAAGUUAGUGAACUGUGUGGUAAUGCUAUUCAACCACACGUACUGAAAAGGGUCAAGAAGGCAGGUUUUUUUACUGAACUGACUGACGAAACAAGAGACAUAUCACGCCAAGACCAACUAGCGUUAUGUUUACGAUAUGUAGACUGCCCAUCUGGAAAAUCGAGUAUCAUGGAGGAUUUUCUUGACUUUAUUUACGUGGAAGAUGUUUCAGCGCAAGCAUUGGGAAACACAAUCGUAACACAUCUCUUAUCUUGUAACUUGGAUAUGGACAAAUUGGUAGGGCAAGGCUUUGAUGGCGCUGCAAUAAUGAGCGGCCAAAUACGAGGCGUGAGAACAAUGAUUGCAGAACAAUAUCCGACAGCACUAUUUGUUCACUGUGUGGCACAUGUUCUUAAUUUAGUUCUUGCGCAUUCGUGUGAAAUACCUAUGAUACGGAACUGUAUUGGAACAAUAAAAAGUAUAGUAAACUUUUUUCGACAAUCUCCACUUCGGGACAACCUGUUGAAGAAAAUUUCAAAUCAAACUGAGUCAUCUCGUUCAACGCUGAUCUCCCUUUGUGAGACACGAUGGACCGAAAAGCAUGUGGCUGUUGAGAGAUUUGCAGAAAUGCCUCCUGUAGUAUGCGCAAUACUUGAGGACCUUCAAGACGCUGCAAAGCAGAUGAGCUCAAGUGACAUAACUGUUCCAAGAACGACUGGAAGGCAAACCCAGCGCAGCAAUGUACCAGGAGAAACUGCUGAAAUAUAUUAUCGUCGAAAUGUAUUUUACCCUUUUCUUGAACAUGUGGUCACAGAACCUGAUGCUCGUUUUAAACCACAUGAAGCAACAAUCGAAGAAAUUCAGAUGCUUCUGCCUGAAAAAACCAAUAAUGACUCCAGGACAAAAGAAAAUCUUAAGAAGAUAGCGCAAACAUUUCUUGGUGAGAAUGUAGGCACAACAAUUCUGAGUGAAUACGAGAUAUGGCACAAUCACUGGAAAUCUGUAGAGUAA
Molecule: messenger RNA, 1719 nt
Organism: Schistocerca serialis cubense
Lineage: Eukaryota; Metazoa; Arthropoda; Insecta; Orthoptera; Acrididae
Product: zinc finger MYM-type protein 1-like
Exons: 3
Coding region: 1-1719 (572 amino acids)
Source: RefSeq, a predicted model, not a curated record